Molecule: messenger RNA, 594 nt
Organism: Microthlaspi erraticum
Lineage: Eukaryota; Viridiplantae; Streptophyta; Magnoliopsida; Brassicales; Brassicaceae
Source: the annotation of a GenBank genome assembly
AUGGCUUUACUAACUUUCUUGCCGGAAAACGCAGAGCCACCGAAACACACUCCACCGCCAAGCAAACGCAAGAAACGUGACAAACCCAACGACCAAACGCAGACGCAGAAGUCGCACAAACCACACAAAUCUCAGAAACCGAAGAAAGCAGCACCUCAGAAGCAACCGUCUUCGUGGGACCAAAUCAAGAACCUAUUGACUUGCAAGCAAAUCGAAGGGUCAAGAGUCCACGAUCCUUCCAAGAACUCUCAAUCUGGUCCGUCCACGACGACGACAACGACUCACUUAUCUCCUUCCAAGCUCGGCUCUUCGUGUAGCUCCAUCUGCAGCUUCCGAGACGUGGCUCACGGCAACACUCGUGUUGUUCACAGAGCCGACCACUCUCCACACGUAGCUAACUCGGCUACUGCUGACUCGGAAACUCGUCUUUUGACUCGGAAACCUGGUCAACAUGGUUCUUCUUCAUCGUCUCGGUCUCUUACUUCUGGCGCCUCAACGAGAUCUACCGCCAGCGGAGCUACACGUCAUCUUCCACGACGUCGUUUAGAGCCAUGCAGUUCCAUAACCUCUCCGGAUGCUACGAGUGUCACAUGA